Molecule: messenger RNA, 752 nt
Organism: Epinephelus moara (kelp grouper)
Lineage: Eukaryota; Metazoa; Chordata; Actinopteri; Perciformes; Serranidae
Exons: 5
Coding region: 60-752 (230 amino acids)
Molecular function (GO): protein binding
Source: RefSeq, a predicted model, not a curated record
CAAUAAGAGAGACCCUCCAGAGACGCACAGGCACACUCAUCACAAGACCUCUCCGUUUGAUGCCAACCAGCGCUGUGAGCACCAAAGGAAUCAUGCCCGUGCCCAAGAAAGCAGGAGGAAAAAACAAUACUGCAGAAGUGAAGCCGCCACCAUAUGAGCCAAACAUCCCUGAACCCACCACCAGGGCUGACUUCAUGAAACACUGGCUCCCGCUCUCUCUGGAUGAUAAAACUGCACAGAAACUGUUGUGGAUUUCAGAGGGUGGGUCUAAGGUGGCCCGUACAUCAGAUGCCGUCUGCCCAUAUCCCAACAGGCCUGAGAGAUAUGAACACUCACCACAGGUGCUGUGUAAGGAGGGUCUGAUGGGCUUCAGAGGGUACUGGGAGGUGGACUACGAUGGCUGGGUGGUGAUCGGGGUGGUCUUGGAGAGCGCACCUCGGAGGGUCCAGGAAGGGCGCGGACCCUGCGGCCUCGGGGAGAACAACGGCUCCUGGGGCGUCGGCUGGUCCGGCUCCUGCUACCAAGUGUGGCACAACAGCGAGAACGUGGACAUUGCGCUCCCCGCCUCCACCACCAUAGGUGUGUACGUCGACCAGCCCGCAGGCGUCAUCAAGUUCCUGACGGUAGAGGGUGAGGGCGAGAAGGAGGUGCGGCUGAUCCACAAGUUCAAAGCAGAGCUCCAGGAGAAGAUUUUCCCUGGGUUCUGGGUUGGCACAAAUUCGUUCUGCCUUCUUCGGAAAAAGGAUCAGUGA